This is a messenger RNA of Spodoptera exigua (beet armyworm), 1943 nucleotides long. NCBI's taxonomy places the organism in Eukaryota, Metazoa, Arthropoda, Insecta, Lepidoptera, Noctuidae. The record is from the annotation of a GenBank genome assembly.
CAGUCCGCGCCGACUCACGCGCGGUGCGGUCGUUCACCUGGCCGCGUGUCUCGCUCAUUCCUCUACGCGAUCUGCCUCCAGUCGACGCGAUCACAUUCUACUAUUACGAUUGCUCGUAGGUCAGAGUUAUUUGUCCCUUAAAUAACGUGUCUGUCUUGUCUUGUCUUGUCUGUAACUUGUGCCAGAUUUUACAAAAUUGGGUAAAAUGACAGUCACAGAAAAUCUGUGCUGAGUAGUCAUCAUCACUACGGUGACGUCACGCAGAGGCUUCCUACGGAGUUGGUGUAGCCCCCCUCCCGGUGCGCGGCGCAGUACAGUUAGCGGCAGAGUAUCGCUCGGGGCCGCGGACACUACCACUGCCAGCUCCUCAUAGGGAAUGCACAACGCGCGUCGAUUACAGCUGACCUACCUGCGUCAAGUGAACGCCUGAGCAGCUCCAGCAAGCAGUCAUGGCCAACAGCAGCCGCAGCAGUCCCGACUCACAGCAUGUUACUGGCGCGGCGCUGCGCGAGGACGUGCCGCUGAAGGCGGGCGCCGGCGUCCGCGCGCGCUGCUGUGCGCCCGGCCCGCGGCUCAUCCUCACCGCUUUCGCCGUGCUCUCCGCCGCCAUCACUCUGGCGCUCGUUACGCAAAUCUACUACGGUGACUUCGAGCUGGUCCCGCACGGCAGCGUGUCGUCGUCGGCGGCGGCAUGUUCCCGCGCGGGUACGGACGCGCUGAAGGCGGGCGGGCGCGCGCUAGACGCUGCCGCCGCCGCCGCGCUGUGCCUCGCUGUGCUGGCGCCGCACCGCACCUCGCUCGACGCGAGCGGAGCGAUGCUGUACUGGGAGUACCGCGCGGCACGCACACGUCCGCCCGCGCUGUACGAGUGGGGGGGCGCCAUUGAGGGCGCCAGUGAGGACGCCAGCCAGGGCACCUCCGGGCGCCCACCGCGGCUACUGGUCGCGCUCGCCACGCUGCACGCUCAGCUCGGCGCCCUGCCCUGGCAACAGCUGCUAAUGCCCGCAAUACAUUUAGCUAAGGAGGGCUAUCAGGUAUCCGAGGGACUGGCAGCGGCGGCAGGCGCGGCGGGCCCGAGCCCGGCGACUGGCCCGGUGGCAGCAGGCUCGGUGGCCACGGCCCCGGCACUGGCCGCCUUCCUGUCCACGCUACUGCCCAACUCUAGCGCCGAACUGUCGGAGGCGUGGCGCGGUGCAGCGCUAGUGCGUAGUACGACGCCGAUAGAGACGCGCGCUGGCGCCUGGCGCCUGCUGGCGCCCCCUGGCGCCUCGGGAGCGGCACGUGCGCUUCAAGCUGCGCUAAUGCCGGCGCCCGCCUCGCCGGAUGAAGCGCAACGUAGGGUGAUAGCAGCGCUGCAGGAGGAGUCGCGCGCGGGCCGGCUGCGGGCGCCCGGCCCCGCCACCGGGCUCGCCGCCGUCGACCAGUACGACACGUACGUCGCGCUCGUCACAGGACUCUCAGCGCCUUUCGGAUCGGGCCCAGCGGAGGAAAGCGGGGCGCCAGAUGGGGCGCCAGGUGAGGCGCCAGGAGAGGCCGGCUGGACACCAGAUGAGCCGCACGAGCAACUCGACCUGGCGCCCGCCAUCAUGCUCGACACCACCGUCUGCGGUCAGUACACCCUGCCUCUGCAUCACUUGUGUAAUAAUAUUGGCACGCGGUACGUGGUGGGCGCGGAGUCGUCGAGCGCGCUGGCGCAGGCGGGCGCGGCGCUGGCGGGCGACGGCGCGCCCGGCGCCGUGGAGCGCGCGCGCGUGGCGCUGGGCCCGGGCGGCGCGCUGGCGCUGGAGGCGGGCCGGCCGGCGCCCGCGGCCGCGGCGCUGCCGGCGCCGGCGCCGUCCAACGCGUCGGGCCCGCACGCCGCCGUCAACGUGGUGCAGCAGCGCGCGGACGCGCUGGCCUCGCACGCCGACAGCCGCGGCGGGGGACUCGCCUCGCGGUUCUGA